Messenger RNA from Agrilus planipennis (emerald ash borer), 2593 nucleotides. RefSeq names its product tubulin polyglutamylase TTLL4-like. The record is from RefSeq and is a predicted model, not a curated record. Gene Ontology annotation, biological process: microtubule cytoskeleton organization; protein polyglutamylation. Lineage: Eukaryota; Metazoa; Arthropoda; Insecta; Coleoptera; Buprestidae. Gene Ontology annotation, molecular function: tubulin-glutamic acid ligase activity; tubulin binding. Bases 304 to 2466 code for a protein of 720 amino acids. The transcript has a single exon. Gene Ontology annotation, cellular component: cilium.
UUGAAAUUUACUUUUAUUUAAUCAUCCAUUUUCUUAGAUACAGGGUACAUUUAUAAUCCAUCGAAAAAGUCAAUUAGUUUGUGUGUCAUGAGACUGUGACAUUUUAUGAAUUAUUUUCCUGUCGGGUUCUUGUUCUUACAAAUCUAGUAUUGUAGGUGUCAAAAAUGGGGUAACAAAAAUCAGCGUAUUAUUUAUAUAUUUAUUAUCGAAGUUAUUAAUGAAUGAAAGAGCCUAGUGUAAAGAACAUUUCAUACGAAAAACCGUUGUAUACUUAUAAAGAAUAACGAAGUGUUAACCAAGAAAAUGACAACAAAUAAAUCCGACCUGAAUAAUGUUUCUAAAAAGGUGUAUCCAAAAAGUCGCCCAAAAACUGCCAUUAAAGAAAAUACCAAAACGGGAAAACUUCGUAAAACAAAUGCUACAAGGACUGUAUCAAACACGAGUCUUCAAGAUGGCAUGUCAUCAGACUCUGACAAUUCCAGUUUGGAUAGCAUCGACGUAGAAAAGGUUGUAAAAAAUGAGUCUGAUGGUGAGAAAUCUUCGCAUGGCUAUUUUGAAAACCAGAAAGCACUGUUUCAAAUACAAAAAUUAAAAUUUGAAAAGUUAAAGAGUCAAAUAGAAAACCACAACUUGUAUUUACAAUUACAAACAUCAGGUAAAGUGAAUACACCAUUUCAAAAUGAAUCUGUGGAUGAUAGUAACGAAAUUGAUUGUGUUUUUCCUCGUUUUACAAGCAGAGAAUUGCGGAAAGACAAAUAUUUUGGUAAUGCUAAAGAUACAGAAAGUUGUUUGCAAGACGACAGUUUUGAAGAAUUUUCGCAUAAAUCGCAACAAUCGACCCCUUGCUUUGUUUAUUCGGACGAUAUUUACUAUAACAGCAGUGAUGAGGAAGAUUGUAAAAAUACAGCGGCAUGGCCCAUUAGAGACAGCUUAUUUCCAGGGGUACCACCUUUUAUUGUGUUCAAUGCACAUGACGCUGCAAGACCAUUCAAGUUGCCCAAAGGUAGACAAUAUCUAUUAUGGAAAUUAACACCGAUCACGCCGCAUUUGCUUAGAAAAAUCCUCCUUAAUACGGGAUUCACAUUGAUUGAUUCCGUAGAGUUACAAGACGAAGAUACGUGGCUGGGAACAUGGGGCAAUAACAUGCGAUCGGACCGCUUUCAAGUUCUGAAAAACUACCAGAAAUUUAACCAUUUCCCCAGUACUUCGCACCUGGGUAGGAAAGACCGAUUUUGGAGGAACACGAAAAAGCUCAUGUUCAAAUUUGGAGAAAAGGAAUUCAAUUUUAUACCUCGCACCUAUAUCUUAUUGCAAGAGCUAGAAUUGUUGAAAAAAGAUUGGUAUGAUGACAAGGGUUGUGAGGAAAAGAAGUGGAUAAUUAAACCUCCCUGUUCAGCCAGGGGCAUUGGGGUCAAAGUCAUAGAUAAAUGGACGAAUUUGCGCAAAAAACCACACCUGGUCGUACAAAGAUACAUAUCAAAACCUUAUUUAAUAAAUGGUAACAAGUUCGACUUGAGGCUUUAUGUAUUGGUGACAUCUUUCGACCCUUUAAGAUUCUACCUCUACAGGGACGGGCUCACCAGAUUUGCUGUGAUAAAAUACAAAGACGACUCGCACUCAUUACACGAACGGCACAUGCAUCUUACAAACUACAGCGUCAACAAAAAAUCGAGAUGGUACACCGCCAAUGAAAAUUCGAACUCAUGCUACGGUCACAAAUGGACUUUACGCAGAUUGUUGGAUUAUUUGGCUGACGAGGGUGUGAAUACGACAAAGUUGUGGCGAAACAUCGUCCAGCUAAUCAUCAAAACAAUAAUUGUAGGUGAGAAAAGCAUCGUCCCGUCGUACCACAGCUGCGUCCAAAGUAACUACAACUGUUACGAACUCUUUGGAAUUGACGUACUUCUAGAUGAAAAACUGAAGCUGUGGUUGCUGGAAGUCAACAUUUCACCAAGUCUUCACGGAUCUUCGCCCGUAGACGAAGACGUCAAAGGACCAAUGUUGAGAUCGAUAAUGAAUCUUGCCCAGUUUCAUCUUCCCGACAAAGUAACGAUUAAAUCCAAUUUGGUACACAGCACUUUCGACUCCAGAUUGUACACCAAGGAAUUGUCAAGGAAAUGCAAAAACAAACAGCUAAAGUAUAACGGACCAAGUCAACAGAGGGAAGAUUAUUUGAAUGGAAUACUUCAAGAUUUAACAGGUGACGAUGUCAGACAUCUCACUCGUGCAGAAGAUGAGUUGAAAGUUCGUGGAAAAUUCGAAAGAAUCUUUCCUACUUCGGAAACAUAUACAUUUCUGAAAUUUAUCGAAUCCAAGUACUACAAUCGACUAUUCGAUGCUUGGGAAGUCAUGUACGGAUGCUGUAGGGAAGCAGGCGUAAAGUACCUUAGCGCAUUGUGCACUGAUCAUUAUCUUUUGAGAGAUAUUAAUAACGCCUCUUCUAGUAAAGGGCAAAUGUCAGAUUAGAGGAAACAAAAAUAAUUGUGCUAUUGCUAUGUGAAGUCUCAUAUUUAAUAGAGAGUGUAUAUUUGACGAAUUUUACAAUAAAAAUUCACACACGAAAUUUGUCCUUUUACAGUAUUUGUUUUCGUAA